This is a messenger RNA of Paramecium tetraurelia, 1788 nucleotides long. RefSeq lists its product as uncharacterized. Gene Ontology annotation, biological process: protein phosphorylation. Gene Ontology annotation, molecular function: protein kinase activity; ATP binding. Lineage: Eukaryota; Ciliophora; Oligohymenophorea; Peniculida; Parameciidae. The transcript has 5 exons. The record is from RefSeq and is a predicted model, not a curated record.
AUGAUAAAAAAAUAAACUCUGUCAAAAUAACAAUCAAUCUAUGUUGGAACUCAAAUCGUUGAGUUUUCUUGGUUUAAAUAACAUGAAAUAAUCUAUGAACAACCUACCAAUCAAUGGAAGUAGCUAAUGUUUGACAAUCUCGAGUGGUUCCUAAUACUCUUAUUACUGAUAUACUGCAUAACAUUUUACAUUUUGUACAAAGCCUUUAGCAAGAAAGCUACAAAUAUGGUCGUUAAUGUCAGAAAAGAAAGCUUAGCCAGCGAUGACAUGCAAAAUUCCUUAGCAUUGAGUACUGAAUAGAAUGAGUUACCCAAAAAAGAUUCUACAUCCAGCACAGAAAGCUCUCCAAGACAAAAUAUUUAUGCAUCCAAUUAGGAUAUUGUUUCAGACAUCAAACAAUCAAAUAAAAGAAAACUCACCGAUAUUUCUUAAGAUAGAGAAGAAUAACUUAAUUUGGAAAAGAAUGAAACUGAUAAUAAUUUUGUUCAUAGAGAAAAAAAUAAAGACUUAUAUUAGUUUGAAGAUUAUGUAAUAUAAUAAAAGUUCAUGAAAAGCAAUGAAAAAUGUAAGAAUCUUAAGACGUCUAAUAAUAUUGAACAAAAUAGUGGAAGGAAAUAAACUCAUAGAAUCUAAUAAACUAACCCAGAUUGGAGUCAAUAUUUGGAGAAUGGUAAAUUUGAGAAGUUGUAUGCAUCACCAACAGUUUUAGGGAAUGGGGCAUUUGGAGAAGUUUAUAAAUGUCAAAAAAUAGUUGAUCUCAAAUAAUAUGCAGUGAAAAGAAUAUUUUUCAAAGUUUAAAAUGAAAUAAAUUUGAGAGAUCAUCCCAUAUUCCGUGAAAUCAAUGGCCUUUAAGAAAUUAAUCAUAAAAAUAUCGUAAGAUAUUAUACAAGUUGGAUUUAAGAAUUAAGUACUGAAAUGAUUGAAGAGAUAACUAAACUACAUGAUCUAGUUACUGAAAAACAAUAAGAAAUGUAAAACAAUGUCUUUAUUGAUUAAUUGUAAUCUCAAAAUACUGAUGAAAUAUCACAUCUAAAUGAUUGUGUGCAAAUUGUUGGAGAUAGUGGAACUGAAAAUGAUAAAUAAAUAUAAACUAAUUCUAAAAACUCUAAAACUAAACGAAAUUUAAUCCCAUCUGAUUUUAGCAGCUAAAUUUAAGCCCUUAUGCGAAAAUUUCAUUUUAAUCCUAAUCAAAAUGAUGAAUAAUAUUAAUUAUUUAUGUUAUUUAUUGAAAUGGAAUUAUGUGAUUUUACAUUAAAAGAUUUUAUAGAAAAUAUUGAUAGAAAAAAAGAUUAAAAAUUAAUAAAAUCUAUCUUCAAAUAAAUUAUAGAAGGAGUUGUUUAUAUGCAUAAUUAAUAAUUCAUUCACAGAGAUUUAAAACCUCAGAAUAUAUUUAUCAAUUCAAAGAAAGAAGUUAAAAUAGGAGUAUUAGGAUUAUGCAAUAAUCAAAUAAAUUAGGGUGAAGAACAAGCAUUCGAAACAAAUUUAGAAUACAUAAAUAAUUCAGGAACAUCAAUAUAUAUGGCACCAGAAGUCAAAGGUGGUUAAUUUGGUUCUGCUGCUGAUAUCUAUGCUUUGGGGAUUAUUUUGUUUGAGAUGUUAUGGAAAUUUCAAACUAAUUCUGAAAAGCUUAAGUUGAUAUAAAAUCUUACAUAAGAUUAUAAGUUACCCUAAUAAUUAUUUAAUGAUUAUCCAAGUGAAUUUGAAUUAAUAAUAAAUAUGGUGAGUGAAUACCCAGAGAGAAGGCCAACUGCUAUGCAAAUAAUAGAAUCACUAAAUGAAUUAAAUUGA